UCAAUCACCAUGGCUUCUUCCUUCAAACCAUUCCGCUCCUACUUCCUGUUCUUCCUGCUCAUCGUCCUCGCCUACCAGUACGGCCUUUGCUCUAGAAACAUACCCCGGAACCAGUUAGACGUGAAAAAUGGGACCAGAAACACGACACCACAGCGGUUUGACUUCUCCAAGUUCUCCCAUGCAGGCCUCGGCAGCAAGAUCAGCGGCAUGUCGCAACUCAAGAGAUACUUGCACCGGUUUGGCUAUUUGGCGCCACGGCCUAGAGGUUCGAACUUUAGUGAUGACUUUGAUGUCGAGCUCGAGUCUGCUCUUUUUAAGUACCAGAAAAGACUAGGGCUACAGGGAACUGGACGCGUUGAUCCAGAGACGGUUGCCUCACUCAUGUCCCCGAGAUGCAGUGUGAGGGACAUCCACGACUACGAGUCCCCCUCUUCCCCAGAAACAAGUGUGUUCCAUGUGACCAAAAACUACAAGAUCUUAGAUGGUAGGCCAAUAUGGAAUUUGUCGAAGCCAAUGACCCUAAAGUAUGCAUUCUACCCGGAUGACAUGUUCGACUAUCUCAGCCAGGAGGAGAUACGGGCGGCUUUCGCUCAGGCCUUCGCCAAGUGGGCCGAGGUGAUCCCGGUGAAGUUCGAAGAGACAUCAGAUUAUCUUUUGGCGGAAGUUGCGAUUGGGUUCUUCAAGGAGGAACAUGGGGACGGAUCUCCCUUCGAUGGGCCACUGGGAGUACUAGCUCACGCCUUCCCGUACCCUAUUGGGGAUCUUCACCUUGACGCAGAUGAGAACUGGGCGGUGGACUUCAAGACCAACCGAGCACCCCGGGCUAUUGACUUGGAGUCUGUGGCCAUCCACGAGAUCGGGCAUGUGUUGGGCCUCGACCACUCCUCGCUCAAGGAAUCCGUCAUGUAUCCAAGUAUAACUGCUAUGACAAAGAAGGUCGACCUGACGAUGGACGAUGUGGAGGGGAUUCAGAUGCUCUAUGGGCCAAACCCGAAUAUGAACUUGAGCUCUUUGGUGCAGACACACUCGAGCGUUGCUGCAGUUGGUCUACAGAGAAGGCGGAUCCCAUUCGGGUGGACCCUGACUCUGAUCGUUGCACUUUUAUCAUGA
Molecule: messenger RNA, 1110 nt
Organism: Punica granatum (pomegranate)
Lineage: Eukaryota; Viridiplantae; Streptophyta; Magnoliopsida; Myrtales; Lythraceae
Source: RefSeq, a predicted model, not a curated record